AUGGACGGCCCCCCCUCUAUUGGAGAUAUGCACUAUGCUACAGUAGAUGUACAAGAGAUUCAAAGGUCAGUGAAAGGAUGCACGUUAGAGGUUCAUCCCACGGAGAAGGCCAUCGUUGUGGAAUAUGAGGUGGAGGCGUCCAUAAUGGCCGAGAGUGGAGGUGAUAUCCUGGGCGAACACACGGAGGGACAAAAGAUCCUCUGUGUGCCGGAUCUGUCUCCCUGUACAGAUGUGGGAGCCUUGGCCAAGAAAGUGGUGAAGGGUUGUGAGCUCAUCUCUUCAUCCUAUUUGCCGCAGGUCGAGCAGCUCCUCUACUACCUGCAGAACAGGAAAUCCUCCUCUGUGACGAGCAAAGUGGAGAAGAAGGUGGAAAGGAGUGUGAAACCUCAAGAGUUGUCUUUCUUUGAAGGAGUUGAGUUGAAUGAGGAAGCCACUAUAACCAAAUUGGAUGAAUAUGUGGACUUGCUCUAUGAAGACCUCCAGAAGAAGAUCAGAGGCUCUGCUCUCAUUCUGCAGCUCGCCCGCAAACCUGAGAACCUGCCGGAGCUGCUGCACAACGAGGCAGCUCUGGGAGCUCUGGCCAGAGUACUGGGAGAGGACUGGAAACAGAGUGUGGAGCUGGCCACCAUUAUCAUCUACAUCUUCUUCUGCUUCUCUCGGUUCUCCCACUUUCAUGAAGUGGUGAGAGAUAAUGGAAUAGGUGCGUUGUGUAUGAGUGUGGUGGAACAUGAACUGAAGAGACAUGACAUGUGGUGUAAGGAGCUGCACCAGGAAAACAAAGCGUGCGAAUCGGAACCGGAGAACGGUUCCAUCAGAAGAGACCAAGGCAAAGCUCUGAGGAAAUACCAAGAGUUUCGGGCUAAACAGGAGCAGCUGCUCAAAGUGUCUCUUUACCUCCUGUUUAACCUCGCUGAGGACCCCAGGACAGAGCUGAAAAUGAGGAAAAAGGGUAUUGUUGGUCUGCUGGUGAAAGUUCUUGAUCGAGAUGAUGAGGAGAUGCUGGUGCUGGUGGUUUCAUUCCUGAAAAAACUCUCCAUCUUCUUGGAGAUCAACAACGACAUGGCCAAGGUGGACAUUGUAGAGCGACUGGACCGCCUGGUUCCCUGUGCCAACGAGGAUCUGUUAAACCUGACUCUGCACCUGCUGUUAAAUCUCUGCUGUGACUCUGUGCUCCGAGCCAAGAUGGUGCAGGUCCGACUGCUGCCCAAACUGAUCGGCUUGUUGGGGGAUGAGAAGAACCGUCAGAUACUGAUGCUUAUCCUGUGUCACAUCAGCAUGGACGACUGCUUCAAGGGCAGCUUCGUUGACGCCGGCUGCACACCUCCGCUCCUGCAGAUGCUGUUUGACUGUGCUGAGGAGAAGGUUGAAGCCGACCUGAUCGCCAUCUGCAUCAACCUGGCUGUGAACAAGAGGAACGCGCAACUCAUGUGUGAAGGGGAUCGGCUGAAGAUGCUGAUGAAGAGAGCUCUGAAUACCAAAGACUGUCAACUGAUGAAGAUGAUCCGAAACAUCUCAAAACACGAUGGACCAACCAAACCACUGUUCAUCGACUACGUGUGUGACCUGGCGGCACAGAUCCACGCCGAUGAAGAGGAGGAGUGGGUGUGUGACUGCCUGGGGACGCUGUCCAACCUCACCCUCCCAGACCUGGACUGGGAGUUGAUGCUGAAAGAGUACAACCUGCUGCCUUACCUCCAGGACAGACUCCUACCAGGCCUAGCGCAGGAUGACUUCGUCCUGGACGUGGUGAUUAUGAUUGGAACAGUUUCCAUGAAUGAUGCCUGUGCCGCCAUGUUGGUUAAAUCCGGCGUCAUCCCUGCUCUCAUCGAGCUGCUGACCGUGCAACAGGCGGACGACAAGUUUGUGUUUCAGAUUGUCAACAUCUUCAGCCGGAUGGUUUUUCACCAGGACACACGAGACUUCAUCAUCAAGGACACGCAGGUUCCGGCCUACCUGAUAGACAUGAUGCUGGACAAGAAUGUCGAGAUCGGAACCCUGUGUGAAAACACCCUCAACGUUAUUGCUGAUUACGAUGUGGAGUGGAGGAGGAAGUUCCUCACAGAGAAGUUCUGUUUCCAGAACAGCCAGUGGUUGGCGAUGUUCUAG
Messenger RNA from Limanda limanda (common dab), 2106 nucleotides. Its product is annotated as kinesin-associated protein 3-like. Gene Ontology annotation, molecular function: kinesin binding. Gene Ontology annotation, cellular component: ciliary transition zone; kinesin II complex; axoneme. Lineage: Eukaryota; Metazoa; Chordata; Actinopteri; Pleuronectiformes; Pleuronectidae. Gene Ontology annotation, biological process: cilium organization; microtubule-based movement. The coding region runs from base 1 to 2106 and encodes 701 amino acids. The transcript has 3 exons. The record is from RefSeq and is a predicted model, not a curated record.